CAAUUUUUAAUUUCUUUUCUGAAUGAGGGCACUAUUUAAACUUUAAAAGGUGCAAUUUCUUCAAAUUUUCAGGGAAACAAUCUGUGGAAGGAAAACUCGAUGAAGCGCAAGGAUUUUGAAUAUGAUUUCCUUUCCUUCUCCAGAAAAUCCAGAAGAUUGGAUGGAGAGCUGUUCUCAGUUAUGGAGGAUGAUCUAGGAACUAAGGUUCCUCAGGUUCUUGAAGAGCAGCAACUUCCGACUACUAGCAUCGUCCGGUGUAAUUUUCCGUCAUCGGAGGAGCGAGCUCUCGUGCUGUGUAAUCCGUCCAGCACUCCGUUUCUCAAAUUUCCUAGGUCGCAGGAGUUCCCUAUCUUCGUCCAUUCCGAUUUGAUUCCAGGACUAAAAGAUUGUUUAAUUUGGCCAGGGGAAGUAAGAAAGAUGGGAUUUGAACCAGCUAUGGAUGAGAGUUCAGGAGGAUCAAAUGACCAUCUGGCUGUUAUUCCUUGGGCAUCAACAUCACUUCCUUCUGACCCAAUAGACCUGGAAAAAACGGAUAUUGAAAUGAUGGAAUUAGAAGAAAGUAUAAUUGCUACCAACAACAACAACAACAACAACGCUUUGCAAUAUGGUGAAAUGAUGGAAUUAAGGGAAGGAUUACAGCCCUGGCAACAGCCUCAGAACUUAUCUGCCCCAAUUACUUGGUAACAAAUAGGUGGAGCUGCUCUAACUCAAGCUGUGGAUGCACAUAUGGUGGUAGGAUUCUGGGAGCCAUGACCCAGGAUUUCUGCUCUUUCAUAUGCACACAAAACAGUCUGAAAUAAUCAACCUGACAAUCUUUGCUAGGGAUGUUCUUACAGCGAAAUGUUCUGAAAUUGAAAAUCUAAGAAUGUACUUAGACUUCUAGACCAGCUUCAAAGAAGAAAUCUCAGCAAGUCUGAAGAGUAAAAGUUACAUAUAAUAAUAUACAUACCCUUCA
Messenger RNA from Rubroshorea leprosula, 955 nucleotides. NCBI's taxonomy places the organism in Eukaryota, Viridiplantae, Streptophyta, Magnoliopsida, Malvales, Dipterocarpaceae. The record is from the annotation of a GenBank genome assembly.